GAGAGAGAGAGAGAGAGAGAGAGAGAGAGACUCCAUAAAGUCGUCGCAGGACUUUUCCGUCUCCUUUUAACGCCUAAAAAUCGCCGUAAUGGCGGCGAAAGUGUGGAUUGGUACCAAGUCGUCAAUAAUCCGGACAGUGCUGGUAGUUUUUAAACGCGUAAUGAACGUUCAGAGGAUCUGAAGAACAACAAAAACUUUUCUUUUUUUUUCUUCUUCCAUCUGCGGAGCGGAGCGGCCGAGCGGCCGGGGCUAGCUUACCGAGGUUACGGGGAUAUCAGGGGCUUCUGUCGCUUGUCUUUGGAGGAAUGUGAAUUUGCCGAACCGGUCCGGACCCUGUUAUCGUGAACUCUACAACCAGGAUUAAACCACUUUGUUGAACUUUAUCUCCUCUGAAGUCACCAUGUUGGGAAAUACGGCGCUUUACGCGGCCAAGAAACGAAAGAAACCGGUCCAGAAAAUCCCUAAACCACCACCUCCCGAUGGCGCCAAGUCUAACCCGUCCAAACGUCACCGAGACCGUCUGAAUGGUGAGCUGGACAAACUGACCAGCCUGCUGCCCUUCACAGAGGAGGUCCGGUCUCGGCUGGACAAGCUGUCCGUCCUUCGCCUCAGCGUCGGUUACCUGAAAGUCAAGAGCUUCUUCAAUGCCACCAUAAAGAAAGGGCAGAACGGCUCCAGCUGGUCCACUGAGCGGAGCCUGAUGUUCAGGGGAAACGUCCAGAACCCACCAUCCUCCACAACUACCACCUCCUCCCCCCUGUCUUCCCAGGUGACCUCCAUCGAUGGAGUCAGCUUCUCCGAGGGAGACCUGCUGCUCCAGGCGCUCAAUGGUUUUGUGUUGGUGGUAACGGCUGAAGGUUGUGUCUUCUACGCCUCACCCACCAUCCAGGACUACCUUGGCUUCCACCAGUCAGACGUUGUCCAUCAGAGCGUGUUUGAGCUGAUCCACACAGACGACCGGGCUCUGUUCAGGCAGCAGCUUCACUUUGCUCUCAACCCGAGUCAGAGCCAGCAGGACGACGCCAUGGACAGUCAGAGUGAUCAGAGCCCCACUGAGGUCAGCAACACCAUCGUAACCUAUGACCCCCAGACCAUCCCCCCAGAAAACUCCUCCUUCCUGGAGAGAAACUUCUGCUGCCGUUUCCGCUGCCUGCUCGACAACUCCUCCGGCUUCCUGGCCCUGAACUUUCACGGCCGCCUGAAGUUACUUCACGGUCAGACCCGGGUGUUGGACGAUGGGACACUGGUUCCCGCUCAGCUGGCUUUGUUCUCCAUCGCCACGCCGCUGCAGCCGCCAUCCAUCCUGGAGAUCCGAAGCAAGACGCUCCUCUUUCAGACCAAACACAAACUGGACUUCACGCCCAUGGGCAUCGACAGCAGAGGAAAGGUGGUUCUGGGUUACAAUGAAACUGAACUGUGCAUGAAAGGAUCCGGCUACCACUUCAUUCACGCCGCGGACAUGAUGUACUGUGCCGACAACCACCUUAAGAUGAUUAAAACCAGCGAAACCGGCUUGACCGUCUUCAGGCUGCUGACCAAAUCCGGGGUGUGGCAGUGGGUCCAGGCCAAUGCCAGGAUGGUCUUUAAAGCAGGAAAACCAGAUUUCAUUGUGGCUCGGCAGCGAGCACUGACAAAUGAAGAAGGGGAAGAACAUCUUCGGCUCCGGCGGCUGCAGCUGCCAUUCAGCUUUGCCACUGGAGAGGCAAUACUGUACGAUGUAACUCCGAUGGUUGACAUGCUGGACUCCUGCUCCGCCCCUAAGCAGAGGAAGGUAGAUGAGAACACGAUCAGCCCUAACUCCAUUCUGGGCUGCAUGCUAAGGCAGGACCCUUUAAAUUACUGUGACCAUAAGAAUGCUGACUCCCUGAGCUCCCUCAACGACGCUGCCUUCAAGGACACCCACGCCCUGGUCAGUGUUCCCGGGGACAUCUGGAAGCCCCCUACACUCAAAAGUGACCUUGGAGGCUUGGUGAAGGCUGAGUCUACAGUACAGGAUAUGAUAGAUAGCCUGCAGCAGAUCCUUGGAGAAGACAACCUCAGGAGCAGCCUGGAUGUGGAGCUUGAAGAGCUGAAGAGCUGGGAAAGCACAUUGCUGAGGAUGAGAGCCACCAACUGCGAGAUGAGCAAUGACCUGGAUGAGAUUUUCAACAAUGACGUCUUGUCAUUUGUUGAAGAGCAGCUCCAGAAGGAGGGUGGCCUGAAUUUACCAGACCAGCUGGAUGAUGUAACAGCCUGCCUCCCCACGCUGGAUCUCCAGAACGAAGAUCCUCUGCAGUCUGAGGUACAGAACUUUCCAUGGACCAUGGAGCCCCUGAACCAUGUGAUAGCUAACGGAGGCCUGAUUGGAACUGGACAGCAGAAACUGACUCACAUCGGUCCUCUUGAGAUGAGUUCCGCUUCUUUGAAUGGUCCAACUCAUCAGCCACAUCUCACAAAACCACCCUCUGCUGGACUUCAUGCUGAACUCGCCACCACAGGGAGCUUUGGCGUGCCGGUGACCCUUGACCCCUCUGUGCUGUGCACUCAGACACAGAAUGAAAUGAGGACUUUACAAGUCACUGGUAGCCAUAAGAACCGUGACCUGUGCUCUGUCAAGCAAACCCCAGCCAACCAGUUUCACUGUAACCAAAUGCAGCAUCCGAUCCAGAACCACCCUCCGCUUGUGUCGAUGGGCCUCCACGACCAGAGUCCAGAGAGGCAAAUGAAUUCCACAUUUGUUUUUCAACCUGGCUCUUCUGUCCCGAGCGCCAACCAUCCCAACACCUUUAUGAACACCUACAGCCAAAAUAUUUCAACAGACCUGGACUUUGCUGCUGAUCCUUCCUCUUCCAGCUGCUUCCAGGGCCACUUCGCUCUCCAGAAUCCAAAUGACGAGACUCUGAGGCAGUCGUGGCCACAAAAGCAGCAGCUGAUUUCCAGAGGACACCAGCAAAUGGACACCUGCCUUAACCAGAUGCCAGGACUUCAGGGGAAUCCUCUCACCAGGGUCAAUCCGGCUCAGGACUCUAUGAACACCAUGCCAAUGUUUAGGACUGCAGAGACUUUGAAUAUUCCAGCCAUGGAAGUACCGCCUCUGGAACCUUCCAGGAGCUGUAUGUUCAGUAAUGCCACACCCACAGUGCCCGUAAAUGGACUUCAACACGAUCAGACCCCGUCCUGCCACAGACUGAAUCCAGCAGGCAGCCACCUUACCGCCAAACCCUCCUGCCUCUAUCAGGGUCUUCCGGGUGGUGAAUCGGUGGGAAUGGUGGCGAUCCCGCAUGGGAGUCCUGACGACUCUCCGCUGUCCUGCCAUCUGACACCGAGCCUCGACCCUGACAGCCUGCUGGUUCAACAGCCAUACCUUAAUUUCAGUGAACAGAACCAGAUCGGCAGCCGUCCAGUCAUUGGGAAGGGAGGGUUCGAUUUGUCUUUGCUGUCCAACGGGAACGCCUUUUACCUCGACAACAAAUAAAUGUCAGCCGCCCAGGAUCCCAAAACUGAAUUUUAAGGAUGCAAAGACUCCCAUCUCUAAUCCCGGAAGGAGCGCAGACUGAAGAAGAGAAGGACAUCUUCUCUUCACCAAACACUUACAGUCAGUUUUUGCUUCAGGACCAAGAAGACUGGAGCAGGUUGGACGAUGAAACCAGACUGAAUGUGUCCAGGCGCAACUGCGUGUGGCUAAUUUUAACCAAGAGUCAUCCAACAGGGUCGACGUGUCACUCAAACACAGACAAAAGUCCAAAGUCAGAAGGGAAUCAUCAGGUACCCCUCAUCCCAACAUUAAACACAGACCAGGGUCUGUCCAGGGUCUACGACCGGGGGGCAUGUGGGUGGGGGUAGUUUCUCAGUUUUGGUCUCCUGUCUAUAACAUGCUGUCCAAAGUCAAUAAAUCUGAAAAUGAUAAUUAGUCAGGGCAGUGGUUUUGAACCCGGUCCUGAAGGACCACCUAGUCUACACAUGGUCUGCCUCUGCCUGCUCUGCCGCAAGCUGAUUGGUUCACUCAGGCAUCUGUUAGCAUUCGAUUGGCUGUACAUCUGAACAAGCUAAUCAGGUUUUGGCAGAGCAGGUAGAAAUGACACACCUGUAGACUAGGUGGUCCUUCAGUGCCACUGAGUCAGCAGGUUGGUCUCAGAUAGACUGACUCUUCAGUAGCCUCAGUGGGACAUGUAGACCUGGGUUUGACUGCUGACCAGGCUACAUGUCUCUGUCCUUGGACAUUAUCCACCCUCUGCAUUGCCCCAGUCCACCCAGCAGUAAAAGGGUUCUGGCCUUGGCUGGAGAAGUAACCUGUGAUGGACUGGUGUCCCGACCAGGGAGAGUCUCAGACUCUCAUCCGCUUCACCCUACGGAAUCUGGAUAAGAGCCGGCACCAGUGAGCCUCGGAGCCUCUAUUAGGACUGACUGCUUGUUGGAGAGUUGGCAGGAGUCAGAAUCCUGACUGGGAGACCCUGGCCAGGUUUGGACAUGACGUCAUUCUCACCAAAAUAAAAGACUUCUUUUAAAACAACGUUCUGCCGUCACAUCCAGAGGCAGUUAUCCCUUAAACUCCUAACUUACCGUCUUACAUUAUAAGUUUGUCUCAAAGUCUGACUUAAAAUCCCCAAGCAAGGGUUGCAGUACCAAUCACAGCCUGUAGGGGGAGUUGGUAGCCUUGCAGUACACAGAAGCUUUACUAUUUUACCUUUUUUAAUCACAUUGUGGAUAAAUUAACAAGCAAAGCGGACGGGAGGCCAAAACGAAGAGAGCCAUUUAUUUCCACUGUUGGUGUGGACAAAGUGGGAAUUGCAGCUGUGGAGCCGCGUCUCUCGCCGUGGUUACGGUAUGUGCUGGAUUCAGUCUGGUUAAAGAAACUUUCCUCAAUAUUUGCCAAAUGUCUUUUGUGUGUUGUGUUAUGAUUUUGUAGCAACUUUGCUGUUUCAGAAUACGUCUCAGAUCUUUGUCUGUCCCCACGAGCGAGGACGCCAUGUGAACAAUCAUGCAAAUAAUCGCAAUAACCAACAUCGCCAGGUCCAAUCGCAGGAUGCCUGUUGGGGGUUUGUAACACUGACGGUGCUUUGAAGCGACACAACUUAAAGUUUAAAGGGAUACUCUUUUUUUCCCACAAUGGAAAAUUAGCUUAAAUGAGCACAAUUAGCUCUUUAAUGUAAAUGCGGCACAUAACGUGAGGUCACACUUGGGAUUGGCAAAGCAAAUUUUAUCCAUGUGGAUUUGCAGAGUGGACGGAGCUAGCAGCUUGCGAUGCCCGUUGAGCUUCCAGUGUGGUGCUAAUCAUCAUAUUUAUAUUUUUUAAAAAGACAAAAAAAAAAAAAGUGAAAUCAUUUACUAAAAUCACUAACCGGGCAGCAUCACAAAGUUAACCAGAAUAUACAAUGGCUACAUGCAAACUACUCAGGCUAACUGGCUUGGUGAGUGUUUGCUAUGCUAGCCAGCUAGCUUAGUUGCAAGCUGUAUAAUGAGGUGAUAAUUAGUUAAAGGUGAUGUAAACUGUUAAUCAAUGUUUUCCGGCAGCUGCACACAGCUAACGGUAACGCUCAGGCUAAUGGUAGCAUGGACAAGAUAAUGAUAAAGUUGAGUGUAAUUAUUUGUGGAAAAAUGUCAAAUGUCCAAAACAUAUUCUGCCACCUGAAAACAAGAUACGCAUCAACUGAACAGCGCAUUUUUGAUUAAACAGGAAAUAGAAGCGCUGAUAUGAAAACAGCAGAUAGAAUUCAUUGACCAGAGGGGGCGCUCUGUUAGUGAAUAUUAUUAAUUAGAUAUUGUCCACAGCAUGGCCUGAAUGUGUUUCUGUGAUCGCGUUUGUGACGCUGUAAUGGCAUCUGAAGUUUAAACAUACUGAACUUUGACCUCAAGUGCCUGAACCUUUGUCAGCGUAGAGCUGAGAGUUCCCAUUCUGGAAGUGUGCAGCACAAUUGUAGAAGUGAUCUUGGACAAAUGUACCCCUGAUUUGGCUCUUUGGAUAAAGACUUCAGUUUCCAGCAUGGACGGAUUCCUUCAAUACUUGUUUAGAAUUUGUCGCAGUUCACGAUCAGUUGCAGCGGAAACAGUAAAACUGUUGAGUGUUUGCAUUUUAGAAAAUGAUUCUGAAAUCAUCAGAAAUUUUCUUCUCUGCCAGAAAUUACAUAAAAAUGGCAACUGCUUUUAUGAAAGUUGAUCAUGUGACAAGUCUCAUUAGCACUUCAGCUUCAUCUCCGUUUGUCAGCACGACCUCUUAAAGUUCACCAGCGUCGCACUCGCUGUGAAUGUCUCACGGCGGGAAAUUAAAACAGUUGGUGCCAAAAGGCCGGUGUGACCGAGUGCUUAAAGCGAGCGCUUUACCAAAGCUCAGCGAGGGUCAAACUCCGCGGACGGCUUAAUUACGUAAAAAAAAAAAAAAAAAUCAGACAAAAAAAAUACAUUCAAGUUUGCACAAAUUCAAGCACUUAAAUUCUCACUGAAUCUAAAUUCAACACUCAGAAACUUUCACUCAAAUCAACAUUGGUGCGAGAGAAAACCGUGUAAAAGGUCUUCAUUAAAAAUGACGUUUUAACCACAUGGGGGCCAUGUUUGAAUUUAAUGCCACCAAGGCGCCACCUGAUUGGCUUAUUUUCUGUCCUCUUCCUGUUUCUGCACUUAUGCUUCAUUUAGUACCAGUUCUGUUGAAAGCGGGAGCAUCGAAACACAGAAGUUAAACGGUAACGGCAGCUAAUGUAUAGUUUCACAAAAAAAUAAAAUAAAUGAAUAAAGAACACUUCGUGUGCCUUCGCGACAAGUCGCUCAACUCGCACUCGCUCCCGCUGUCCGUACUGAGCCAUUACACGUUUCUUACAAGCUGUGGAAACAAAACCAAACAUUGAUGUUUUAACGACGAGGAUAGCAAAGGGACGAAGAACUUCUCUCCAAAAACGUCUCUGUCUCAAAGCAUUGUGGGAAAUGCGGUAGACCAGGAGGCAGAGUCAAAAAAAAAAAAAUCUGUUUCCAAAACUUUACAAGAAUCCCCACAUUUCUUAUGACAGAAUAUUAUUAAUGUAACAUGAAAAUAAAUUUAAUUAAAUACUAUUUGGGUUAUGGUGAAAUUAAAACAUAAAAUGAUCACAUUUUGCAAGACGUUAAUAGUUUGAAAUCAAACAACUGGAUUGUUUCAUAAAAUUAAAAUAUUAACACUGACAUAAUACUGAUGCAAGAGUAACAUAAUAUU
Thalassophryne amazonica is the source of this 7156-nucleotide messenger RNA. It is a transcript of the gene ahr2, whose product is annotated as aryl hydrocarbon receptor 2. Bases 401 to 3454 code for a protein of 1017 amino acids. Gene Ontology annotation, cellular component: aryl hydrocarbon receptor complex; nucleus. Gene Ontology annotation, biological process: regulation of transcription by RNA polymerase II. The record is from RefSeq and is a predicted model, not a curated record. The transcript has 11 exons. NCBI's taxonomy places the organism in Eukaryota, Metazoa, Chordata, Actinopteri, Batrachoidiformes, Batrachoididae. Gene Ontology annotation, molecular function: nuclear receptor activity; transcription cis-regulatory region binding; protein dimerization activity.